GCCGCUGGUUCUUGCAUGUGCUGCGCUCCCCCAGCUCGGAGCGUCUCUCUGCAGUGGGUGGGCUCGGAUUGCAUUAGCAAACAAAAUAGGUUUUAAUCUUGUAAUAUUAUCUGUGCGACGAAACAGAUCAUUGUCACAGGUUUGAAACACUGUAACCAGGUAGUAUGUCAGCUGUGGUAUUAGAGAAAUAUGGCAAGCAGAGUGACAACACAAGUGAUGCACAUGUACCCAGGGGGAAGAUUAUUUUCUUUUUUGCCUAAUUUUUUCCCUGCUGCACUUUUGAAGAUAAAUUAUUUGAGAUUCAGCACUUCCAGUCAUGAGUGUUCAACUGAGAUAAUCCAAAAACCAGAAAAUGGAGUUUUAAUAAACAAUUUGACCGUUAUGGGUGUAGAUAUUAAGAUGGCCAGGAGGAGACAGCCAGGAGUGUUGAGAAAAUUGAUUACACAUGAAAAAUGUGUUGCAGAAUUCUUGAGAAGUAAAGGUGCCAAUAAUAAAACCAUUGCCAGUAUUAUUUCAAGAUACCCUCGAGCUAUUACACGUUCCUAUAGCCACCUUGAAGAAAGAUGGCAAUUGUGGCAAAGUAUUUUUAAGACUGACUCUGAGAUCAUAAAUAUCAUUCAGCGUUCUCCAGAAUCAUAUUUUCGUUCAAGUGAUAAUGAAAAUCUUGGAAAAAAUAUUAGUUUUCUUUGUUCUCUUGGUUUGACCGCAGAUGAUUUGCAUCGUAUGUUGACUACUGCUCCACGAACAUUUUCAAACAGCUUGGAACUAAACAAGCAGAUGGUAACAUUUCUGCAAGAUCUCGCUGUUAGUUUGGGUGUUGAAAAUCCAUAUGAAUUUGUUAAACGGAUCAUUACUAAAAAUGCCUAUGUACUUAUAAGAAGCACUAAACGGAUAAAAACAAAUGUAGAAUUUUUCACAGAAGCACUUAAACUAAGCAACAGUGAACUCAUAAAACUACUUCAAGGGCAUGGUGGUGAGGUUUUGGACCUUUCCAGUGACUACAUGAAAAGAAAUUUCAUAAAUAUGAGUGAGCAGUUACGGUCAUUAGGGUGCACACCUGAAGAAGUGAAGAAAUUUUUCAUUGACUAUCCACCAGCAUUUUAUGCUUCUUCUGAAAAAGUUUCCAACAAAAUAGAUUGUCUCCUGGAAAAGGAAAUUAAUAUUAAGCAAUUAUUAAAGAAGCCCAGAGUAUUGGAAUUCAGUGCAGAGAAUUUGAAAAAUCGCAUAAAGGAAUUGGAAAGGGUCGGAUAUGACUUUAGAAAACAUGGCAUUACAAUUUUGGAUUCCAGUAGAAGACGAUUUGAAGCAAAAUUAAAGAAGCUAAAUGGAGACGGAUAAAUUUGGUCCUCUGCAAUAUUGUAUCUUAUCGAAUAAAUCUUAAAUAACUUCUUUGGUUACAUUAUUUUUAAAAUAAAUUUGGUUCUUUGAUUUUUUUUAUAUUGUACACCUGAAAUGCUGGGUGGUGUAUAAAUUAAAAAAUUAACAUUUUUUUGUAUUGAUAACUCAUUUGUUAGCUGAUGUUGUCGAAUACUGAAAAUGUUUCUAAUUAUCAGCAGAGAUUAUUUUACACAUUCAUUUAUGUGUUAAAAUAAACCUGAAUUUGUGAAGUCAUUCAAGUACUCCUACCAUGUACUGAACACUACUUUGCAGCCAUCUAAUGAAAGUCUUAAGUAAUGCAGCAAGGGAGGUAAUGUUAUCCCUGAAACAGAACUGGGAAUCGCUCUCCAAGUGAUGAUGAUAUAAACUCUGCAGUACACGUGCCCAAACCUUUGGUUUGGGAAGCCCUUUUCACGUUGAAGCAGAAAACUACAGUCUGAAGUUGUGCAUGGAAGAAACUGCUGGGUUGCAAAUGAUGCCAAACGAUGUACAAUAUUUGAUGUCAUCUGUAAAAAAAAAUUUACUGUACAUGUGAAGCGAGCAAGAGGAUUAAAAAGGACUUAACUAGAGGACCAAGGUCUACUUUGCCAUUGGUUCAGCCUGCCUGGGCCACUGCCAGAGAUGUGUCUUUCUUAACUUUCUAUUGUUACUAUCCAUUCCCCUCCAUUUUCACUGCUGAUAUCCUAAUCCCUUCCCAUUAUCAAUAUGAUUUCCCUGCUCCCUCUCCCAAUCAUCCUGGCCUCAACUCCUAUAUCAUUGGUUGACACAAUUUUAACGGCAAGGAAAAUUGAGGAAAAGGUUAAAGGGAAGGAAAGCGCAGGAGGGUCUCCAGAAUAAAAAAAGGACAGAGUUUAGAAAGGGUUAGGAAUGCAACUUCAGGCAACACAAGAAUGAUUUUGAGAAGGGAGGUGGUGAAUACAGGACUGAGGGUGUUGUAGUUGAAUGCAUGCAGUAUACAUAAAUUAGUUUACAGUGCAGAUUGAAAUUGGUAUGAGGUCGUGGGCAUCAUGGAGAUGUGGCUGAAAGAAGAUCAGGGCUGGGAGUUAAACGUACAAGAGUACACAUCCUAUCUAGCCAGGCAGUGGGCAGAAGGGGAGGGGUUGCCUGUUGGUAAAAAGUGAAAUUAAAUCGACACCAAGAAGCAAUAUAAGAUUAGAAGGUGGAGAAUCUUUGUGGGUAGGGUUGAGGAACCGCAAAGGUAAAAAGACCCUGAUGGGAGUUAUGUACAGGCCUCUAAAUAGUAGUCAGGAUGUGGGGUACAAAAUACACCAAGAGAUAGAAAAGGCACGUGAGAAAGGCAAUGUUACAUUGAUCAUGGGAGACUUUGAUAUGCGGGUAGACUGGGAAAAUCGGGUUGGUAGUGGACCGCCAGAAAAGGAAUUUGUGGAAUGUCUAUGAGAUGGCUUUUUAGAGCAGCUUGUGGUAGAACCCACUAGGGAACAGGCAAUUCUGGAUUUGGUGUGUAAUGAGGCAAACUUGAUCAGUGAGCUUAAGGUGAAAGAACCCUAAGGAGGGAGUGACCAUAAUAUGAUAGAAUUCACCCUGCAGUUUGAGAGAGAGAAGCUGAAAUCUGACAUAACAGAUUACAGUUGAAUGAAGAUAACUACAGAGUCAUGAGGGAGGAGCUGGCCAGAGUGAGGAAGUGAAGGGUUAAGAAUUGCAACCAUACCUAUAGCUGGCAAACAAAAUAUAUAUAUAUUUUUUUGCAUUUAUAUUUCUUUAGCAAGGACUAGCAAACUGCUGACCCACUGGUUAGGUUGGAAUGUUAAGUAUGUUAACUGCCUUUGUUUCGGGUAACGAACCAUUCCGAUAUGUCAGACGGUGGCGAUACUGAGUGUAAUUAACAUCGAGGUAAAGACUUGGUUUGAACAAUGAAAGGUGAUACCUGCCUUUGAAAGCCUUGACUAUAACUCAAUUAUACUAAGACAAAAGGUGUGAUAGCUGUCUCGAGAUCUCUAUAGCUUGACCGAAACUCGCAGCACCGUUUGCAUGGGAUGUGUGUGACAAUUCCUGUAUAAAUGUCUGUCUGCCCUUUGUUUGGGGAGAACUCGGGAAGUGACUCUUAGUGAGUGCUGAAGAGAAUU
This is a messenger RNA of Pristis pectinata (smalltooth sawfish), 3461 nucleotides long. Its product is annotated as transcription termination factor 1, mitochondrial. Lineage: Eukaryota; Metazoa; Chordata; Chondrichthyes; Rhinopristiformes; Pristidae. Gene Ontology annotation, cellular component: mitochondrial matrix. The record is from RefSeq and is a predicted model, not a curated record. Gene Ontology annotation, biological process: regulation of DNA-templated transcription; termination of mitochondrial transcription. Gene Ontology annotation, molecular function: double-stranded DNA binding. The transcript is spliced from 2 exons. The coding region runs from base 190 to 1338 and encodes 382 amino acids.